GGAGGGACCCCUCUUCCUUCUCGUGGGUGUGUAGCGGGGCUGGGGUGGUUGGGCUUUUUUUUUUUUUUUUUUUUUCCUUCUCGGGGGGUGGAGCGAUUAAUUUGGAGACCCGGGACGGGGCUGCGGAGACGCUGCCGCUGCGACCUGCAGGUCCGGCCGCCCCCUCGCUGCCGGCUCUGCCCGCGCCGGGCUGAAGAUGCAGUAAAGUGAGGAGAGCGAUUCAGAUGUAAAACUGCAAAUUGACCAUGCAUUGAUGAAGAAACAGCUGCAUGUACUGCCUUUCAAUUUCACAUCCUUACAUCUGAUUUGAAGUGACGGUGAGAGGAAGCAUAAGGUAUCUCUCGUUCUGUUUGGACUCCUUACAGAAGAGUGAUGGAGAUGCUCUUAAGCACAAAAGGGAUCACCAUAUGCCUCUUUUUCUUUGCAUUCAGUUUGGCAGUAGCUAUUGAAAUACCAUUAUCAGUUGCGCAGCUCCCAACAAUCACGGAGCAGUCUCACACCCAGGUUGCCUACCCUUUUGAUGAGGACUUUACAAUUAAAUGUGAAGCUAGAGGAAACCCCCAGCCCACCUUUAACUGGACUAAGGAUGGAAAACCAUUUGAUUUAUUGUCUGACCCGAGGAUAGUUGCAUCUAACAACUCUGGAACAUUUGUGAUUCAAAACCGUGGAAUCAUCACCAAUUUUCAAGGGAAAUACCGUUGCUUUGCAUCCAAUGUGCUGGGAACUGCCAUGUCAGAAGAAAUAGAGUUAAUUGUUCCAAGUGUACCAAAAUUCCCCAAAGAAAAAAUUGAGCCCCUUGAUGUGGAGCAUGGUGAUUCCGUGAUUUUGCACUGUAACCCCCCAAAAGGCAUCCCGCCGUUGCAUAUCUAUUGGAUGAACAUUGAUUUGCAGCACAUUCCACAAGAUGAAAGGGUCUCCAUGAGCCUUAAGGGAGAUCUCUACUUUGCAAAUGUGGAAGAAAACGACAGUCGAAGUGAUUAUUGUUGCUUUGCCGCCUUUCCAAGACUGAGGACGAUUGUACAGAAAAUGCCAAUGACGCUGAAGGUUUCCCGUUCAAAUUUUAUCAAGGAAAGAAAACCCAAACUGCUGAUUCCUCCUGAAACCGCUGGCAGUAGCUCCUCAGUCACUGUCAUCAAGGGAGGUGUCCUGCUACUCGAAUGCAUUGCUGAAGGGCUCCCGACUCCUCAUCUAAGCUGGGUCAAGGUCACUGGAAACUUGCCCAAGGACGAACCAGAAACAGAAAAUUUUGGGAAGAUACUGAAGAUAGAGCAAGUGACUGCAGCCGAUGAAGGAACGUACCAGUGCACGGCAAGCAACCCCAUGGGCAGAGCGAAGCACGAGUUCCACGUUCACGUGGAAGAGCCUCCUCGGUGGAUUAAAGAGCCCGAAGGUGGUGUUUACAGCGUAGGAACAAAUCUUGUGCUGCUGUGCGAAGCUAUUGGCAACCCAGAGCCAACCAUUCAGUGGAAACUUAACGGGAUGCCCAUCGAUAGUAGGACCUUCAGAGGGAGAAUCUCUGCCAGAGAGAUCAGCCUUACCAACCUCCAGCUUCAGGACAGCGCUGUGUACCAGUGCGAGGCCACCAACAAGCACGGCACCAUCCUUGCUAGCGCCAACGUGAACGUCCUCAAUAUUGCUCCCUUAAUACUGACCUCAGAUGGUGAAAACUAUGCCACAGUUGUGGGUUACAGUGCCUUCCUGCACUGUGAAAUUUUUGCCUCGCCUGCAGCAGAUAUUAGAUGGACUAAGGAUGACAGCAUAGAGCCACUUUCGACAUUACGCUAUGAGUUAAAUAAGAAUGGCACCCUAGAGAUCAAAGAGACAAAGAAAGAAGACUCAGGAUCGUACGCCUGCUGGGCUGCAAACUCUGUUGGAAAAAGAGCAAUCACUGCUAAUCUGGAUAUAAGAGAUGCUACAAAACUUGUUGUUACUCCGAAGAACCCCCGAGUGUUGAAAUCACAUUCGAUUUUAUUGAAAUGUCAGUCUGAGUAUGAUUCACACUUGAAACACAGUUUUAAAUUAUCCUGGAGGAAAGAUGGAGAUAAGCUGCCAGUCAACAGCACGGAAGAUGGCAGGAUAAUUCUGGACAGGGAUACCCUGUUCAUAUCAAGCGUGACUCUGGAGGAUCAAGGAGUGUACACGUGUGUGGCUAGCACUUCUCUGGACAGCGUCACAGCCGCGUCGCAGUUAGUUGUCCUUGACGUUCCUGAUCCGCCAGAAGACCUUCAGCUCUCAGAAAAUCAAAACCGAAGUGUUCGACUCUCCUGGAAAGCUGGGGCCAGUCAUAACAGCCCUAUUAAUGAGUCAAUUAUCGAGUUUGAAGAGAACCGGUGGGAGCCAGGGAGGUGGCAGGAGCUAACCCGCGCCCUGGGGAAUGACACCACAGCCCUGUUGUCCCUGGCCCCGUAUAUGAAUUACCAGUUUCGCGUCGUGUCUGUGAACGCUGUGGGAAGGAGCCAGCCUAGUAAACCAUCGCUGCGCUAUGCAACACCUCCGGCUGCUCCAGACAAGAACCCAGAAAACAUCCGAGUUGAAGCUUCUGAACCAAAUGAAAUGGUGAUGAAAUGGGAGCCAUUGAAACCCAUGGAGAGGAACGGGCCGGGGCUGGAGUACAAAGUCAGCUGGCGGCAGCGGGGAGUCGAGGCAGACUGGAACGAGGAGACGGUGAAGAAGCAUUCUCUGACCCUGCGAAACACUCCCACCUUCGUGCCUUAUGAGAUCAAAGUCCAAGCGGUAAAUAAUUUAGGAUCCGGUCCUGAACCAAACGUUACCAUCGGAUAUUCAGGAGAGGACGUUCCAGAUGCCGCUCCUUCCGGCGUAUCGGUGGAUAUUGUGAACAGCACGCUGGUCAAAGUCUUCUGGUUUGGAAUACCAAGGGACAGAGUUCGUGGACAUUUAAGAGGCUAUAAGGUCAGUUGGUGGAAAACAAAAAACAUGCUGGAUGGAAAAAGGCAUCACCCAGAGAAACACUCCCUAACGUUUGUAGGAGACAGAAACUAUGGGAUGAUUCCCGGUCUAGAGCCCUUCAGUGAAUUCCGCUUAACUGUUUUGGCUUACAACGCCAAAGGAGAUGGCCCGGAAAGCUCCCCCGUUGUGUUUGAAACUCCAGAGGGAGUUCCCGAACAACCACGUUUUCUAAGGAUCCUGAACUUUGACAAGGACUCCGUCACUCUGUCAUGGGGACUUCCCAAGAAAGCAAACGGCCACCUUACUGGCUACAUUUUGCAAUACCAGAUAAUAAACGAAACGCACGAAAUCGGACCUCUGAGUGACGUCAGCAUCACCAACCGCUCCACACUCAGCUGGAGGCUUUCAGGUCUCAGCUCCAGUACCAAGUACAAAUUCUAUGUAAAGGCUUGUACGGUCAAGGGCUGUGGGAAGCCGGUCACAGAAGAAGGACUAACAAUGGCUCAAGGGAGUAAAGGGAUCGGCAAGAUUUCAGAAGCAGUAAACCCCACCCAAAAGUUUCACCCCAUUGAGGCACUUGAGCCUGGAACUGAAUAUACAGUUCGUCUAGUGACUAAGAACUGGGUUGAUAACAAUAGCAUUUUUGAAGAUGUAAUUGAGACGAGGGGGAGAGCCUAUGCUGGCAUUUAUGACGGAAUUUCCACCCAGGGGUGGUUUAUUGGACUGAUGUGUGCCAUCGCUUUGCUCACCCUACUGCUGCUAACUGUUUGCUUUGUCAGAAGAAAUAAAGGAGGAAAAUAUUCAGUGAAAGAAAAAGAAGAUUUGCAUCCAGAUCCCGAAGCUCAAUCAAUAAAAGAUGAAAUCUUUGGGGAAUAUAGUGACAGCGAUGAAAAGCCGCUGAAAGGCAGCCUCCAGUCAAUUAACGGGGACAUUAAAGCCACUGAAAGUGCUGAUAGUCUGGUAGAUUAUGGAGAAGGGGAGCACGGGAUGUUCAAUGAAGAUGGUUCAUUUAUUGGAGCUUAUUCUGGAUCUAAGGAAAAAGGAUCAGUGGAAAGCACUGGGAGUUCUACGGCAACUUUUCCUCUCCACGCCUAAAAUAUUGGCAAGAAUGAUUCGUGUUUAAUUGCGAUAUUUAUCUUGAUUAGCGCUCCACAGUUACCACAUGUGAUUGGAAGCAGGUUGCCAAUUGAGCCAGUCAGGAACCUGACAUCCAGGUAAUAUAAAAAUAAGUCACUGCCACUAAAAGAUGAUUUUGCCAUCCUAAUUUCUAGAUGUUUUCUUCUGAUUAAAACAAAACAAAUAAUUCUUUACUGUACAAAAUGUCUUAGUCUUACCAAAACAGAAUUUCUCAGUGUUACAUCUCUAUACUUAACUGCUACUCCGUGUGUUUCUUAGGUUUGGAAUAUGUUUCUCUGUAUAGUAAUUUUUUUUCCUGUAUGGCUGUUGUCACUUUGCACGGCUGUUGUCACUUUGUACAUACAUUUAUACGUAGUAUUCCCUCACGUACCGUGGCCUCGGCAUUGUAGAGGUUAUAAUACAAGCAAAUCAAACAAAACCAACAGUGCACAAAGUGACACGAUGCAUUCUACCGAGAAAAAUAAUAAUUUUAAAUACUGGAGAAAUAUAUUCUAUAUGUUGUAUAAUUUUUCAUAAAGAAAUAAACUCCUUUGCUUAUGAUGCUCUAAAAUUAUUUUAGUGGUUACAGCUGACUGCAGUUACCAAUACUUAGAGAUGCAACUUUACCUACAGAAAAAUUGCUCUUAAAAGACAAAGCUCUGGCCUUGUGGAUGAAUCUUCUGCCCAGUAGCUGGCACUAUUUCCUUAAGUAAGUUAAGCUGCAGUAUCUUUCCUGUGGCAAGGCAAAACAGGGUUCCCAUCCACCAUCAUUAGAAAGUAUUUUAAUUUGUUGUCCCGAGUCUCUGCAAGCUGCAUUUCUAAGCAAGAUGCUUGUUGUCUGUCUCAUAUCUGUAUAUUUGUGCGCUAGCAUACAUUUCACGGAGACGUUGUACAUAUGAUAUUAAUAUUGACACAAGUGAAAAUCAGCCUUGUUUUAUUUUGAAAUGAGACACGUUGCUAGCAUGAGUCUGUAUAGCUGUGUAGGAAUGAAUAGAAUUGCUUCUCAGUAUGGGUUUGGACCAGCAAAACUAGUCUUCAGAAGGAGUUGUGCGUGUACCAGUCAUAUAAAUCUCACAUCUUUCUAGUAUCGCGUAAAAUAGACCUACCUGACUUUCAAGAGAUCAUUUAUUUUCAAGCUAUUCCUUGUUAAAUAAACAAAAGCAAAAACAAAGAGAAAAUAUUACGGUAUAGUUUCUUUUAUAUUUUGUUUACUGAACACUGGUUUAGAUCUGGUUCUUUUCUUUGCUUCUCCAAUACUAACUCAGCGAAGCUGUACAGCACAUUUUUUUGGUCUUUUUCUAUUGGAAUAUCCUGAUUCUUUUAAAAGCAUUUGUAUUUUUGAAUAUGCUUAUUUGAGUAGAGUAUCAAUAUGGCUUCAUUUCUUCUUGCACUUACAAAUGACUGUCACUUCAAUCAUAGUAUUUUUUUUAAAUACUUAUUGCAGGAGGAAUAGGUCCUAAAAGCCAUUUUGCAUCGUGGUAGUAAUUAGGCAAAUAUCCCCAAUGGCUCCUUCACGGUCUCCAUUACUUCAAUAGAGGAAAGAGAGGAAGCAAGCGUUACUCACGUGGUUACGAGUUUCCAGUAACGCCUGCAAUUAGAGCCCGUUAGUUGCCCGCAGAGAUGCAGGUUGGUACCCGUGGGAAGGCCACGGCGGUACGCAGCUCCCCUUGCGCUGGGGCUGAUCCCCACGGAGGCUGAAUCCUCUUUUUUUUUUUUUUUUUUUUAAUUAUUUUCGCUUGUAAGGAACUUUCAUCUGGCCUCUGUUUGGGAAAGCAAACCCCAAAGAGCCAGCCCGACACCCCCAGUGAUGCUGUGUGUAUGGGUAUGAAAGGAUGAAUGGAAAUCUGCCCUGAGCCAAAAGUCACCCCGUCCCAUGUCAGUGACCCCGUGGCAUGAAGAGCUUGAUUUUAUUGUUUAUAAAGCUUUAUCUCCUGUAUUUCUCUCAGUCAAAAUGCUGAAAAAGUCCAAAUCUAUUUUCAUUAUUUAAAAAUUAUCAUUUUAAAAGAAGGGAGUGCAUAAUUGGAGAAAUGUGAAAAUUGGCAUCUCGUCGAGAGAGACUUUUCCCACCGGGGUCUCUAUCUGCUGCCUCUCGUCUGCUGCAGCCCAAACCAGAUAAAGUCUGAGAACUGAUCAGGCUCGUGACAACCUUUGUUACAAGCUUCGGGCUGGCUUUCAUCUAUUUCCUUUCGGAACAACCUGCACUAGCGCGUGAUCAAGGGUCUUUGAAAUAGCAACAAAAUUGGGGUGGACUCCCCGAAAUCCUCGCUGACCUCCCUGUGCAGAGGGCUGGACCGGAGCCCGCAGAGCUCUCCCAGCCUGGUCCCUCACCAGGGCAGAGCUUUGGGCAGACGCACGUGGGUCAGGCUGGAUGCGACCCAGCCGCGGUCCCAGCCGUCCUUCUCCCUGUACUUUGGGUGGCUGCAGAUCAGCUAGACUCCUCGUCCCAGAAAAUGCCGGUGCUAAACAGAUACAAAUUUCAAAUCAUAUUAGUGAGUGUCAAAUUAUCGAAUAAUGAAUAUAAAUCCCCUGUGCUAUCACUUGCUCUGUUGCUGCUAAGAGAUGUUUAUGACAUUCCUGUGAUGUGCUACUCAUCUGUGCCGGUAUGAGUGCUUUUUCUAUUAAAAUUUUAAUUCAGAUCCUUAAAUCUUAAUGUCGGUGUUUCACAAUGCCUCAGGGCCUAAAAAUCAUACAGUGACAAAAAGAUGUGCAACGGAAUUUGUACAGUGUGCACUGACUUUUGAGGAAUAUGCCCAAUGAAUAUUAAAUAAAUGGCUAAAACUCCCGGGGAAUCUCACUCACCUGAGCUUUUUUCUCUUUCCCAAUCAUUUCUUUUCCUUUUUUUUUUUCCCCCCACUGGGGUUUUAUUUUCUAUUGCAAGGGUACCACUCAUCCAGUGUACCUUGAAAACUGCAGCCACUAAUGUUUCUUUACAGAUUUGCUUUCAAAAAUAAACUAACAGGGUAAGCUCAGCUUUUCCUGAGCAGUGCCAGGAGAUGGGCUGCUUUUUUUUUUUUUUUUUUUUUUUUUCCAGGGCAGUCUGUUAGAGGUGAGAAGAAGUGUGGCCAUGCAGGCUGAAUAAAAAUAUCACCAAUUGUACUGCAGUUCUGAAAUAGUCCAUUAAAUCAAAUAACUUUUUUUUUUUUUAAAUUAUUAUUGCUCUGGCCAGGAGAGUUUAUUAAAAUUGGUCGAUGGAAAUCUGUGGUGAUUUUCUUAAUUAAUACCUAGGCGGGAAUUUCAGACUGCCUGCUGGGAGGAGAGAGUCAGGAGCGGCCAGCCGUUGGGCGUGCAGACCAUGUCGGACAGGGAAUUAUUCAUUACCUGGUGCCGUGGCUGUUAGUUUGGCUACGUUUGGUUACGUCACGCCGUUACGUUUUGCUGGCAGUACGAGUGUGAGAGGGGAAAUGACACUUUCAGAUUUGAUGUCUCGGUCAACCCAGGAUGCAAUUUCAUCUGACAAGGAGGAGGCAUUUCCCUGGCCCCAGGAAUCCUGGCAGGCGGAUUUAAGCAGCCUCCUCUGGAACAUCAGAGGGAUGGAUGUUUCUCAAAAAGUUGUGCAAUUUUGACUAUGCAUAAGAUUAAGCAAAUAAAAUCAGCUCUUCCUAACUAAUGGGAAAAAACCCCUGUGUGGUGGCCCCUGUGGAAGUGAGCCGUUUGCAUUCACAGAGCAGCCUACCAUUGAUUUGGGCUGGAUUGUAAUCUCAAUCCUGAAUUUUUAUUUUAAAAAAAAAUAUAUAUAUAAUGUAAUUACACAAUCAAGAAUUUGUAGGAAUGUCCCCAGCUUCAUUCUCUGGCAAAAUCUGGGGACCCAAUCUCAAGAAAUCCUCGCUUGCGCUUGACUCUGCCCUUCAGCGGGUCUAACGGUACAGCACUGGGUAUCGAACCCGUUCCGGGGCUGGAUCUUGAGGAAAAGCAGAAUUAGGAACCAAAUCAGAAAAUGACUUUCCCCUCUGGGUAAAAAUGUGUGUGUAUGUAUAAUAAAUUAAACAACCUUCUCUGUAACUCAAGUUUUCAAUGGAUUUAAUUAGCAUAUCACUUAAGGAUGUAUGGUAUUUGUUCUGUUGUGUUCUUAUCACACAAACUUUAAUGAGUAGCUCUUUUCCUGAUGACCACUUCCAUUGACUUAAUGGGUCAGAUCCAGUGAAUGAGAGGUUCAAAUAAAAAUUUUCAGGACAAUAUUGUUUUUGAGAUGAAAACAAAUACUAGCACAAUCUUUCUAUAUAAAAAGGUGGGGUUUUUAACAGUAAUUCCACAUGCAGUUUUGUAAACUAAAGUUAGAAUAACAUUUACUGAUCCUUGCACACUUCUGAAAGGAAAUCUCAUCACAAUUUUUUGUAGUCAUUAUUUUGCAGAUGAGUGGUAAAUCUAGAUUAUUUUACAUACCUAUAAGAGCGAAUACAGAGAAAGAGAAAAAGGAAAUUCUUCAUGGCAAGAGAAUUUCCUUUGUUUGACAAUGGAUCAAGCCCUCAGCUGCAUCUCUGUUAAUGUUUAGUAUUUCAAAAUAAGGUGUAUAAACCGUGUUGGAGUACCGGUACAUGUUUACAUUGCGGCUCCCUAUCUUUCCUGUAAAAGUUGCCAGUGAUCUGCACUGAUUUGUUCAGUUUUCAGGCAGGAACCAGUAGCUGGGUUUGAGCCAAAGCAUACUGUCGCUUUUGUUUUUUAUUAUUAUUAUUACUACUUUACACAAGCUACUUUGUAAUUUCAUGAGAAAAGAUCAAAGCAAAUGUGGUGUCACCGUUACAAUGUUACUUUUUGAGCUAAAUGUUCGUGUGCAUUUAUUAAAGUUUAGAGAAACGUGUUGUACCGUAGUUGCUGUUUGUAUCCCGCAUAUGUGCACGUAUGGGUUUUUCAAGAUAUUUUCAUUUUACAUGAAAUACAACUUUGCUAAUAAAAGUUUGACUUGAUGUAAUCUUCAAAA
Messenger RNA from Grus americana (Whooping crane), 8938 nucleotides. RefSeq names its product cell adhesion molecule L1 like (gene CHL1). Gene Ontology annotation, molecular function: cell-cell adhesion mediator activity. Gene Ontology annotation, biological process: brain development; cell-cell adhesion. Lineage: Eukaryota; Metazoa; Chordata; Aves; Gruiformes; Gruidae. The record is from RefSeq and is a predicted model, not a curated record. The transcript has 27 exons. The coding region runs from base 373 to 4002 and encodes 1209 amino acids.